CCCAAAGGUCGCGUCGGAUCAUUCUUCUACUCAAUUUCCAAGUCCAAUCCCCAGAAGCCCCCACGACCUCCCGGCACCACCCACGAGGAUAUCACUAACCACAUUGUGUCUGAAAUCUAAUAAGGAUCUGAAUUCACUUUUCACACAUUUGCGCCAAGAAUAACGCGUCUUCUCAAACCCUAAACCAAAGACAUCAACUUUUCGAUGCCGAAGGCCAAACAACGAAACGCGACCUUGUCGGCAUUGGUCGAUUCGGACUCGGACGACCAUUUUGCUGAGACUGGUGCGAUGCCGAUUCCAGAUUCUGCGGCAGAAAUUCUAGCCGUAGCGAAGAAGGGACGGGGACGGGCAAAAACCACGAAGGUUGCGCCCAUGAAGGUCGUCAAGGCGAAAGCUCCUUCACGUCGGUCGAUCACUAAGCAAAAACCACUUACAGCCACACAGAAGAAGGCUAGCAAGCGACGAGCGCUAGCAGAUAAGACAAAUCAGCAAGUUGCCAGUGAUACGGAGGAGGUUGACGAGUUUGCGCAAGAUGAAGAGCCUAUUGUGGCAAGAAUGGAGAUAGAAGAUACGGUCGUGGCAGUGGUUGAAGAAACUCAGCCAAAACAAAAGGCUGCGUCGAAGAAAGCUGCCGCAAAACGAGGAGGGAAAGCUGCGAAAGAGGUUGAUCAUAUUGAAGCUGUGGUGGUGGAGGCUCAACCAAAAGCGAAAUCACGACCUGGCCGAAAGAAGGCGUCUGUGAAAGAAGAACCUGGCGAACAGGCUUCGCCAGAGAAGGUCGUACUGGAAACGCAAGUUGAGGCAAUGGAUCUGGAUGUCGAAGCGGAUGACGAAGUGGAAGAAACUGUUUCGGUAACUGUCAAUAAUGCCGCUCGAUCAAGGUCCGAUGAUCGAGCGCGACAGCCACCCGUAAAACGAAUACGAGCAGGAAGUUCUUCAGACACGGAAAGGGAUAAUCCUUCGCUUCGAAGAAAGCUUGGAGAUAUGACUAAAAAAUAUGAUGCUCUUCACAUUAGAUUUCAAGAUCUCAAGGAAAUUGCAUCAAAGGACGCAGACCAUACCUUUGACCAAUACAAAAAGCUGAGCGAGGAAAAGGAAAAAGGUAAAUGUCCAUGACGGUUGUUUUGCAUGUAUCUUUACUAAUGACCAUUAGCUUUGAACAACCUCAUUUCUUCCCUCAAGGCCGAUGUUGCGGCACAAACUGCCAUAGCAAAAGAAAGCAAAACUCUGAAGAAAAAGUUAGACUUGCAAUCGACCGACAUGGCGGCUCUUCAUGCACAAAUAACUCAGUUGAACGCAUCUUUAUCCGAGUCUAAGAAAGAAACUCAAGAAUUACUGGCCGAGAAAAAGACCCUAACUGCGGAAAACAAGACCCUCUCAACAAAAUUGGCUGCCAAUCGUAAAAUUGCUGCUUCUGUUGAAAGUGUAACCGUAAAAGUACCUGGCAGCGCAGUCAAGGCUGGAGGAAUUCGCAUGGUGGGCACAGCAGAAGCUGCCCAGGCCGCUCAAGCUGCACAGCUUAAGGAGGAUUUAUAUGGCGAUCUCACUGGUCUGAUCAUUAUGAGUGUAGCACGAAACCCAGAGGAAGAUAUUUUUGAUUGCAUACAAACAGGAAGAAAUGGUAGUAAGUUCAGGCUUGGUCUAUUCCAAUCUCACUCCGUACUGAUCACUUUGCAGCUCUUCACUUCAAGCUGGAUGCGGCCAACGAGAAAGCAUCGGAUAACUACGAUGAUGCACAGUGCAACUAUGUUCCUCAACUAGACCCCAGCAGAGAUGCAUCUUUGAUUCAGUUACUCCCAGAUUACUUGGUGGACGAGAUUUCAUUCCCGAGGUCGCAGGCAGCAAAGUUUUACGCGCGUGUUGUAAAAGCUCUAACGGAACAGGUCUCUUGAGAAAGGUUAAUGACAGUCAAGAGUUGCGAUCAUCUGAGUUUUGGAGUUUGGGGUUUGGAGUGUAUGUGGGUAGUCGCAGGCUUGAGAUACCUUUGGUUUGGGUUAUUCAUGCACAUAUGGAUGAUGUUGUUUUGUUCUGUAGAAAUGAGCGAGUUGAAGACUUCACAAACAAUGUCAAUGUUAAUAAUACUUCACUAUUGUUUGAGCUCGGCACUCAAUUCAAACUCGGUUGAAGAAUGAAAGCCAAAGCCCGCCCCUGAACCCCUGAAUGAUACAACUGGGGUGCCACGACCCUUGUCUGGGCAGAAUGACGGAAGCCCUCCGGGUACAAUUCCAGUCCCAGUCCCAGUGGCUCAACCCAAAAUAUCUAUCUCAGCAAAUGGCCAACGUUGCGAACAGCAAUACCAGAGUAGAUCAAGCUUGCAACUUGACCAGACGAGUCUGCAACACUCACACUCCCCAGUCCCGUUUACGGACGCGCCACUCCUUUGGAUUUCACAACAUUAUUCGCGUUCCCCGAGGACAUUUUUCCUCCUCGAGGGCCCAACCUUAAGCUUACGACUGCGAUCACGACCACGACCACUCCUACAAUUGAGUCUCCCGCGAACCAACACGUUUUCCUUCUCCCAAUAUGGCCCGGGUCAGUCGCUUUGGCUUUUUAGCCAUUGCGAUUGCCUUUCAUGUUGUUUAUAUAUACUCGAUUUUUGACAUUUAUUUCGUCAGUCCAAUUGUUUCUGGCAUGCGUCCAUUCGAGGUCGAGCGACCAGCUGGCGCGGAAGCUCCAGCAAAGCGGUUGGUGCUCUUCGUUGGUAUGAGAACUGCCCCUCCACAAGCACAAUCGCACAACCUCGUAGAUAUAUACUGACUCGAAAUAUUUUCGAACUUUAGGAGAUGGCCUCCGCGCAGACAAAGCAUUCCAAUCAUUUCCAGAACCGCAUCCUAAAAACGACGCCGAUCUCAAACCCAGACCCCUCGCGCCUUUCUUGCGCUCGCGCGUUCUCGAUCAUGGUACUUUUGGCGUCUCGCAUACUCGCGUUCCUACAGAGUCUAGACCUGGACACGUCGCUCUGAUAGCGGGCCUCUAUGAAGAUGUGUCUGCGGUAACAACAGGGUGGAAGUUAAAUCCGGUGAAUUUCGACAGUGUAUUCAACAGAAGUCAACAUACGUGGAGUUGGGGAAGUCCAGAUAUUCUCCCCAUGUUCCAGCUGGGUGCCACCCCUGGUAGGGUUCAUGCCGAUUCGUAUGAUGCAGAAUUCGAGGAUUUUUCUCAAGAGGCGUCACAUCUGGAUACCUGGGUUUUCGACAAAGUUAAGGCUCUAUUCGAGGAAGCUGCAACAAACUCGACGCUCGACGCUGAAUUGCGCCAGGAAAAGGUGGUUUUCUUCCUCCAUCUACUUGGACUAGACACCAAUGGGCAUGGCUACAGGCCAUACUCCAAGGAAUACCUCAACAAUAUCAAAAUUGUGGACCAAGGUGUGCAGGAAAUUACAAAACUUAUCGAGGACUUCUAUAAUGAUGACAAAACUGCGUUUGUAUUUACAGCAGACCAUGGGAUGAGUGAUUACGGAAGCCAUGGAGAUGGCCAUCCUGAUAAUACGAGGACUCCAUUAAUCGCAUGGGGUUCAGGUGUAGCAAAACCCGUAAAGACUCCUGGGAAGAUUGCGCCAGGUCAUGACGAGUUGUCUUCCGAUUGGGACCUCAAUCAUAUUCAAAGGCAUGAUGUUUCUCAGGCUGAUGUUGCGGCUUUGAUGGCUUACUUGGCAGGACUCGCCUUCCCUGUUAAUUCGGUUGGAGAACUUCCCCUUUCGUUCCUGGCUGGCGACGUCGCUGCGAAAGCCGAAGCAUUCUUAGCCAAUGCCAGGGGCAUACUUGACAUGUACAGAAUUAAAGAGGGGCAGAAAAUGCAAACCGAAAUUCGCUAUCGAGCCUUCUCCCCCUUGGGCGAUAAGGAGAACUCGGUUGAACAUCGAAUUUCUAGUAUUAGAACUCUCAUUGAUGAAGGCCGACAUAAAGAAGCUAUUAAAGAAACAGACGAGUUAGUCAAGUUAGGUCUCGCUGGUCUGCGAUAUCUUCAAACCUAUGAUUGGCUUUUCUUGAGGGCUUUGAUCACUCUUGGGUACCUUGGAUGGAUCGCUUUCUCGACUACAACUGUCAUUGACUUGCAUGUCCUUCACGGAAACACUAAAACAUCUCGAACAUUGCCAGGCACAGUUUUCUUUUCGUCCAUCUUGGUUGUCUUAUAUGCUUCAUUUAUUGUAUCGAAAUCCCCUCCGACAUACUACGCAUAUGCCAUUUUCCCUGUGGCUUUCUGGGAAGAGGUAUAUGCUCGAAGAGAAGUUCUGUCUGAAGGUGGAAAGGCAUUGUUUGGUCAUGUUUCAACUAUGGGCGCGGCAUUUGCAUUAGUUUUUAAAGUUCUCAUCGGUUUAGCAUUGUUGGAGUCUUUGGUACAUAUAUCGUUUCCUCCUCUUCUAAAUCUACUGACGAUGUUUAGGCGUUGGGAUAUACGCAUCGCGAAGUUUUUUCCGUAUUGUUUGUUUGUGCUGCAUUUUGGCCGGCAUUCUAUGGAAUAGAGUUCCUGAGCCAACACACAAUACUCGUAGGGACAUGGGUUGUCUCGUGUGUGGUUAUGAGCACUUUCACUUUACUGCCAGCACUGAAGGUUGAGGAUAUUAACCUUGUGUAAGCUAUCUAUUAUUUUGGUGUCUGGAUUCGAUGCUAACCUUGACUUCAGAACUUCUGGCGGUGCUUUGAUGGCGCUAAUAGGAUUGCUCUACCUAAUUUUCCAAAAGGAUAUUUUGGCAAACUCAAAACUAGUGACCGACUCGGUCGCUCCUGCCAACGACCUCUUGUCUCGUACCCUCAUCGGCAUUCAAGUACGUCGGACAAACUCUUCUCGUAGAACUGUGUACUAACAGAGUUCAGGUGGGCCUCGUUCUCCUAACGACAGUAGUCACCAGGUCUAGUGCCACAUCGUUGCAGGCAAAAGCAGGGCUCCCAAUAGGGAAUCAAAUAGUCGGCUGGGCAGUUAUCGGUAUUGUGUUCAUUUGAAUAACACAAAUAAAUUGCUAAUGUCCGUGUAGUACUGCCAUUGGCUAUGCCAUUUCUCCACAGACUUCAGCCUAAUAACCAUUAUCUCCAUCGACUGAUGAUCAUCUUCCUCACUUUCUCGCCAACCUUUGUUAUCCUCACAAUUUCGUAUGAGGGACUCUUUUACCUUGGGUUCUGUGCCGUCCUUAUUACUUGGGUGCGGAUGGAACAUAGCAUCUAUAUCUUCACUAAACCAAAAACCCCAUCAACCAAAACAAAUGGGACGACCAAGCUCCCACCAUCCCUAACCUCCUCGCCAUUCCGAACACUUACUCUUUCAGAUGCCCGCGUGUCGCUCUUUUUCCUCACUCUCCUUCAAGCGGCCUUUUUCUGUACGGGAAACGUUGCCUCUCUAUCAUCAUUCAGUCUUGACAGCGUUAAUCGGCUUGUUCCCGUAUUCGAUCCUUUUUCCCAGGGUGCUUUGCUCGUCUGGAAACUCAUGGUUCCCUUCGCUCUUAUCUCAGCCAACCUUGGAAUCUUGAACAAGCGACUCGGUGUCGCUCCUUCUGCGUUGUUCAUGGUCGUCAUGGCGAUUAGUGAUUUCCUGACUCUCCACUUCUUCUGGGUCGUGCGGGAUGAGGGAAGUUGGCUGGAGAUUGGGAGUACGAUUAGUCAUUUCUGCAUAGCGAGUUUGUUUUGCAUUUUCGUUGCUAGUUUAGAAGGGGUGAGUGAGUUAUUUAUCAGUGGGGUUGAGGUGGAUGAUGAGAAGCAGAUGGAGAAGGAGAGGGAAUUGGGGAGUGUGGUGAUUGCUGAGAAGAAGGGGGAGAAUGGGGUGGUAGGUGGAGAGAAGGUUAAGGAGAAGGGGAAGGUCUUAUAG
Hymenoscyphus albidus is the source of this 5796-nucleotide messenger RNA. The record is from the annotation of a GenBank genome assembly. Lineage: Eukaryota; Fungi; Ascomycota; Leotiomycetes; Helotiales; Helotiaceae.